This is a messenger RNA of Coffea arabica (coffee), 1179 nucleotides long. RefSeq lists its product as uncharacterized. The record is from RefSeq and is a predicted model, not a curated record. NCBI's taxonomy places the organism in Eukaryota, Viridiplantae, Streptophyta, Magnoliopsida, Gentianales, Rubiaceae.
AUGGACGAGAAGAUUACCUUCGGACCCAGGGAUGCGGUUCCCUUGGCUUCCGGGAACCAUGAAGCUAUUGUGAUAGACAUUGUCACCAAUAACUACCGGGUGAAAAAGGUGUAUGUCGACCAGGGUAGCGCGGUUGACAUCAUGUUCUAUCGCGUGUUCAAGGAGUUCGGGUUAAGGGAUGACCAGCUGACCCCGGUCCGGACGCCUUUGGUGGGUUUCACCGGACCACCCAUCAGCUCGGAAGGGAUGAUCACCCUGAUGGUCACAGUAGGUCAGGCUCCCAAGUGUCGGAUCGUUCCCGUUAAUUUCGUGGUGGUCAAGCAGUCGUCCCCGUACAAUGUGUUCUUGGGGAGACCUGCCUUGAACGCCCUCCGGGCUAUUCCCUCUACCUUUCACCUCAGCGUCAAGUUCCCCACCCCUGGGGGGAUAGCCGAGGUGCGCGGCGACCCAGAGGUAGCCAGGGCUUGCUACCUGGCCACUCUCCGGGGGCAGGAGAAGGUGGUCGCCCAGACAACCUGUUUGGAGCCCUACAUCCCAGGGGAUGAGGCCCAACAGCUGGGCACCCAGGAUGAGAUUGAGGAGUUCCCCUUGAGGAAGGAACGUCCCGACCAGGUCAUCCGCAUUGGGGCAUUGCUGCCAGCGAACGAGAAGGAAGGCUUGAAGGCCUUAUUGAGGGAGUACUCCCAGGUCUUCGCAUGGACGGUGGAUGACAUGCCCGGGAUCCCUACGGACCUGGCCGUCCAUCACCUCGACGUGGACCCUCACUUCAAGCCAGUAAACCAAAAGAAAAGGAGUUUCGCCCCCGAGAGAAAUGAAGUGAUCAGGGCGGAGGUCGGCAAGUUGUUGGAGUCCAAGAUCAUCCUGGAGGUCUACUACCCGACCUGGCUGGCCAACCCCGUCCUGGUCAAGAAGGAGGAUCUGACCUGGAGGAUGUGUGUAGACUUCACAGACCUUAACAAAGCCUGCCCAAAGGACUGCUUUCCCCUGCCUCGAAUUGACAGGUUAGUAGACUCUACUGUGGGUUUUGACGUUUUAUGCUUUCUGGAUGCCUUUAAGGGAUAUCACCAGAUAGAGAUGGCCGAGGAGGACCGGGACAAGACCUCCUUCAUCACCGAGGAGGGAACCUACUGCUACAGGACCAUGCCCUUCGGAUUGAAGAACGCGGGAGCAACUUACUAG